Messenger RNA from Vicia faba (fava bean), 1218 nucleotides. The record is from the annotation of a GenBank genome assembly. NCBI's taxonomy places the organism in Eukaryota, Viridiplantae, Streptophyta, Magnoliopsida, Fabales, Fabaceae.
AUGACUAAUAAAAAAGCAUUACCAGUUCCAAAUUUUGGUAGUGACUUUUGCAUUAGUUACCAUAAUUCUUUGUUACAGAAGAGGAGAAUUAUGGAAGUGUUACCACCCUCCGAUGGCAACGGAUCUUCAACCGAAGAAGAGCCUUUACCUCAGGAUGCAGAUUAUAAUCUUAGUCUCAGCGACGAGCUAGAGACAUUGAUCUUGGCGAGAUUUCCAAGAUCACAACACUGGAAACUAUGUUUUCUAAACAAAAGAUUCUUGAGUCUUAUGAAAAGUGGAGAGAUAUACAAAAUAAGGAAAGAGUUAGGACUCAAAGAACCAUCUGUUUUCAUGUUAGCUAGCGGCGAAAGCAAUUGGUGGGGUAUGGAUUGGCCUUUCAUCUCAAGCAGGAAGUUACCAAGGAUUCAAUCAGAUUACAGCUUUGAGUUUGGUGAUAAGGAAUCCUUUUGUGCAGGGUCGCAGUUAUUGGUUUCGGGCAAAGAAAUCGAUGGUGCUGUUAUUUGGAGAUAUGAUUCAGAAACUAAUGAAUGGUUUAAAGGUCCAUUCAUGAUUAAUCCAAGGUGUCUUUUUGCUUCGGCUAGUUCUGGUAAUUUCGCUUUCAUCGCAGGAGGUUUAGAAACAAACAGUUAUAGCGAAAUAUUGGAUACUGCUGAGAAAUAUGAUUCCAAAACCAAAAUUUGGAAGCCUUUGCCAAAGAUGAAUCAGAAGAGAAAAUUCUGUUCUGGUUGUUUCAUGGACAAGAGAUUCUAUGUUAUUGGUGGACAAGAUGAGAAUCGAAAGGAUCUAACUUGUGGCGAGUUUUUCGACGAAAAGACAGACACGUGGAACUUGAUUCCUGAUAUGUUGAAAGAUAUUCCCGUUUUGGAUUCGCAGUCUCCACCUCUUAUAGCUGUUGUUAAUAAUGAGCUUUACACACUUGAUGCUUCUUCUAAUGAGUUGAAAGUUUAUGUCAAAAGGAUCAAUAAGUGGAAGAAAUUAGGUGUUGUUCCUGUGAGAGCCGAUGAACAAGGUGGUUGGGGCGUCGCUUUUAAGUCGCUCGGUGAUGAGUUGCUUGUUAUUGGCGCGCCUGCAGUCUCACAUAAUGAACGCGUCUUGGCAAUUUAUACUUGUUGUCCUGAUCCUGAUGGUGAGAAAUUGAAGUGGAAGCAAAUUGAAUGUGGGAGUGUUCAGCUUAAUCAUUUCAUUAGAAAUUGUGCUGUGAUGAUGGGGAGUACUUGA